AUGGGCGGCAGAAAGCGGCCGAGGGGCGGGAGGAAAGCGGCCGAGGGGCGGGAGAAAGGAGCCGAGGCGGGAGAAAGCGGCCGAGGGCGGGAGAAAGCGGCCGAGGGGCGGGAGAAAGGAGCCGAGGGCGGGAGGAAAGCGGCCGAGGGGCGGGAGAAAGCGGCCGAGGGGCGGGAGGAAAGCGGCCGAGGGGCGGGAGAAAGCGGCCGAGGCGCGGGAGGAAAGCGGCCGAGUGACGGGAUAGGAGGCCCGAGUGACGGGAUAGGAGGUCCGAGUGACGGGAGAGGAGGCCCGAGGGGCGGGAGAGAGAGCCUGAGGGACGGGAGAGAGAGCCCGAGGGGCAGGAGAAAGGGGCCGAGUGCUGGGGCGAGAGGGGGCCGAGGCGCGGGGGCGAGAGGGGCCGUGGCGCGGGGGCGAGAGGGGCCGUGGCGCGGGAGAGAGUGGGGCGAGGUGCGGGGGGUGGGGGCGAGGCGCGGGGGGAGAGGCCGAGGGGCGGGUGCGAAAGGAGACGAGGGGCGGGUGCGAAAGGGACGAGGGGCGGGGUCGAAAGAGGCAGGGGCGGGGUCGAAAGGGGCCGGGGCGGUGUCGAAAUUGGGCCGGGGCAGGGUCGAAAUGAUCCGAGGGACGGGACAAAAGGGCCGAGGGCGGGAGAAAGGGCCGAGGGGCGGGAGAAAGGAGGGGAGGAGGGGCGGGAGAAAGGGCCGAGGGGCGGGAGAAAGCGGCCGAGGGCGCGAGAAAGCGGCCGAGGGCGCGAGAAAGGGCCGAGGGGCGGAGAAAGGGGCCGAGGGCGGGAGAAAGGGGCCGAGGGCGGAGAAAGCGGCCGAGGGGCGGGAGACGGCGGCCGAGGGGCGGGAGACGGCGGCCGAGGGGCGGGAGAAAGCUGCUGAGGGGCAGGAGAAAGGGCCAAAGGGGAAGAAACAGGAGAAGAGAAAGGGACCGAGACGAGAGAGAAAGGGGUCGGGACAGGGAAGGUAG
Schistocerca serialis cubense is the source of this 975-nucleotide messenger RNA. Its product is annotated as spidroin-1-like. The record is from RefSeq and is a predicted model, not a curated record. The transcript has a single exon. Bases 1 to 975 code for a protein of 324 amino acids. NCBI's taxonomy places the organism in Eukaryota, Metazoa, Arthropoda, Insecta, Orthoptera, Acrididae.